Messenger RNA from Pseudogymnoascus verrucosus, 867 nucleotides. RefSeq lists its product as uncharacterized. NCBI's taxonomy places the organism in Eukaryota, Fungi, Ascomycota, Leotiomycetes, Thelebolales, Thelebolaceae. Gene Ontology annotation, biological process: regulation of DNA-templated transcription. The transcript has 2 exons. The record is from RefSeq and is a predicted model, not a curated record. Gene Ontology annotation, molecular function: zinc ion binding; DNA-binding transcription factor activity, RNA polymerase II-specific. The coding region runs from base 1 to 867 and encodes 288 amino acids.
AUGACAAUGGACGACAGCCCUAUCGGAGGCGUUGUGAAUAAGCCCGGACAAGCAAAUGGCAGCGAAAAGUGCCCAAAAGCGGAAACAGUUCGCACUCGGCCCUGGAAAAGGCGGUCUUCCAAAGCCUGUACGAGUUGUAGGGUGAGGAAAGUAAGAUGCGACCUUCUGCUGUUAGGAAAGUCGCCCUGUUCAAAUUGCAAGCACGACGAGAUUGAUUGCUGUUUGCCACCACCAAAGAGGAGAAGACGACUCACCGAGAUGAUGCCGGAAGAAGUUGUUUCGCAAAUCGAUACUAAGUCGAGCCCCGAAGUCGACUGCGCUGCCGGUCUUGAUGUCUUGGAUGCCUUUAGUCCCGCCAAUAUCCAAGAGUGGCAGCGCCUUUCCUUGGAAUUCCCGGAUUUCGACGAGCAACCCUCCAAGAUGGACGACUCCACUAUGGAAAUGCCAAUUAUGAGCUGGGACCAUUUCGAGGAACAACUCCAACCAUCACCGAUUUCAGAUCUUCCAGAGCAAAUUGCGUCGUCUUGGGACGAUUUCAGACCCGAGACUCAGCAAAUAUUAGCACACGCUAAUCCACUUCCAACGCCAACAUCUCCAUCAUCCCUCUAUUCAGACUCUACCGAACGCAGUCGGAUAUCUCGCCAACCAGUGUCUGAGUUUGCCAAGAUCUUUCAUGCCAAGAUUGAGCGGGAUGUACAUGAAUAUCUUCAGCGGAUGGAGUCAAAGAUCAAGCACGAUAUACAUGAAUACAUGCAGCGAAUAGAGGUUCUCUCUGUGCCACAACAGCCACUUCAGGAUGCUCUUUUAAAAUCAUACAUAGAGUUUGUUCAUGGGCACUUCCCCCUGAUUGAUCCCCUGAUUGAUUAG